Lodderomyces theae is the source of this 228-nucleotide messenger RNA. RefSeq lists its product as uncharacterized. The record is from RefSeq and is a predicted model, not a curated record. Gene Ontology annotation, molecular function: endopeptidase inhibitor activity. NCBI's taxonomy places the organism in Eukaryota, Fungi, Ascomycota, Pichiomycetes, Serinales, Debaryomycetaceae. The coding region runs from base 1 to 228 and encodes 75 amino acids. The transcript has a single exon. Gene Ontology annotation, biological process: vacuole fusion, non-autophagic.
AUGGCCGACGAUAAAGGAUACAUUGUCACCUUGAAGGAUGACACCACCGAUAAGGAAGCAGAAUCGAUCAAGAGCAAAAUUCAACAAUUGGGAGGUAAAAUCACCAACGAGUUUAGUUUGAUUAAGGGAUUUUCAGUCAAAUUGCCAAAGAUCCAUGCUGAUGCCUUGCACAAAGAACAUCCAAAGAUUGCCAAUGUUGAGGAAGACAAGGAAGUCCACACCCAAUAA